This is a messenger RNA of Anthostomella pinea, 3009 nucleotides long. NCBI's taxonomy places the organism in Eukaryota, Fungi, Ascomycota, Sordariomycetes, Xylariales, Xylariaceae. The record is from the annotation of a GenBank genome assembly.
AUGAGCCCCCCAAUGCUGCAAGAUGCGGCUAGGCCAGACAUCGUCACGCGACAGAAGCAUGUUCAGCAGCCUAUUAAGCUAUUGACCGACCAGCUCGAGAUUCCAUCUCUAGAUGAUCGGAAAUACCAAGUGAUCCAGCUGGCCAACGGGCUAGAGGCGCUGUUGGUGCAUGACCCACAGACGGACAAGGCCAGUGCUGCUCUGGAUGUCAACGUAGGUGCCUUCAGUGAUGAGGACCGUAUGCCGGGCAUGGCCCAUGCUGUUGAACAUCUUCUGUUCAUGGGCACCAAGAAGUACCCGGAGGAGAACGCUUACAACGUGUACCUUUCAGCACAUUCAGGCAGUUCAAAUGCUUACACAGCUGCUACCUCCACAAACUAUUUCUUCGACAUUGCCGCCAAGCCAAGCAAUGGCGAGGAGCCUUCGGCAACGAACCUGUCACCGCUCCAUGGCGGUCUGGAUCGCUUUGCUCAAUUCUUCAUUGAGCCCCUUUUUCUCCCUUCAACAUUAGAUCGGGAGCUCCGUGCAGUCGACUCCGAGAACAAGAAGAAUCUGCAGAGUGACCAGUGGCGACUACACCAGCUCGAAAAAUCAUUCUCUAAUCCUAAUCAUCCAUAUUGCCACUUCUCCACAGGCAACUUUGAAGUAUUGAAGACGGACCCCGAAUCUGAAGGCGUCGACGUGCGGCAAAAGUUCAUCGACUUCCAUGCAAAGCAUUACUCCGCUAACCGGAUGAAACUGUGUGUCCUUGGCAGGGAGCCACUGGAUGUAUUGCAGAGUUGGGUAGCCGAUCUUUUCUCCGGCGUACCGAACAAGAACCUAGCACCGAAUCGCUGGGACGACGAGGUGCCGUUCAACAAGGACAACCUAUCGGUACAAUGUUUUGCAAAGCCUGUCAUGGACUCAAGGGAACUGAAUCUCUUCUUCCCGUUCCUUGACGAAGAACAUCUUUACGAAACUCAGCCAAGCCGAUAUAUCAGCCACUUGGUCGGACACGAAGGACCGGGGAGCAUUAUGGCCUAUAUCAAAUCGAAAGGGACGCCGGGUAUCUUUGACGUUCAGGGCCUCAAAAACUACCAGGAAGUGGUCAAAGUCUUCUUCCAAUACGUUUCGCUGCUCAGGCAAACCCCACCUCAGGAGUGGAUCUUUGACGAGCAGAAAGGGAUGGCUGAUGUAGACUUCAAGUUCAAGCAGAAGACACCAGCCAGCCGGUUCACGAGCAAGAUCAGCGCCGUUAUGCAGAAACCCCUGCCCCGGGAAUGGCUGCUUAGUGGGCAAAGUCGCCUACGGAAAUUCGACCCAGCACUGAUCAAGAAGGGCGUGGAACUUCUGCGUCCCGACAAUUUCAGAAUGACCAUAGUAUCUCAAGACUUCCCUGGUGGCUGGGAUCAGAAGGAGAAGUGGUACGGCACGGAAUAUAAGUCUGAGAAGAUACCGGAGGAUUUCCUGACUGAGAUAUCGAAGGCGAUGGAUUGCUCCGCGGAAGAUCGGCUCCCUGGCUUACACCUUCCGCACAAGAACCAGUUCAUCCCGACCAAGCUCGAGGUCGAGAAGAAGGAGGUCGAGAAGCCGGCCUUGGCGCCCAGAGUAAUCCGGAACGACCAAGUCGCCCGGACUUGGUACAAGAAAGACGACACCUUCUGGGUUCCGAAGGCCAACCUUAUUGUGAGCUGCAAGAAUCCUAUCAUCUUCGCUUCGGCCGAGAAUUCGGUCAAAGCGAAGCUGUUCACGGAUCUGGUACGCGAUGCCUUGGAGGAGUACUCAUAUGAUGCCGAGCUUGCUGGCUUGCAGUACAAUGUCAGCCUUGAUUCGAGAGGACUUUUUGUUGAAGUAUCCGGCUACAAUGACAAGUUGCCGGUUCUCCUGGAACAGGUACUCAUCACAAUGCGAGACCUUCAGGUCAAGGACGAUCGAUUUGACAUCGUCAAAGAGCGUCUGCUCCGGGGUUACAAAAAUUGCGAGCUGCAACAACCGUUUACGCAAAUCGGAGAUUACGUGUCCUGGUUAACGUCCGAACAUGACUACGUCGUUGAGCAGCUCGUUGUCGAACUGCCCGCCAUCACAGCCGAGGCUAUGAGCCAUUUCCACAAGCAAAUCAUGUCGCAGCUGCACAUCGAGGCCUAUGUGCACGGCAAUCUCUACAAGGAGGAUGCGCUCAAGUUGACCGACAUGAUUGAGUCCAUCCUGAAGCCGCGAGUUCUGCCUAAGGAGGAAUGGCCAGUCAUUCGAUCGCUGGAGUUCCCACCGGGAUCAAACUACCUCUACAGGAAGACACUGAAAGAUCCGGCUAAUGUCAAUCACUGUCUUGAAUACUAUCUUCAUAUUGGCGACAAGGGAGAUCGCAUGGUUCGCGCAAAGACACAAUUGCUGGACCAGAUCCUCCACGAGCCAGCUUUUGAUCAGCUGCGAACCAAGGAGCAACUCGGAUACGUUGUAUUCAGUGGCCUUAGAGGGUCCGCGACUACAUACGGUUUCCGUUUCAUCAUCCAGAGCGAGAAAACUUCAGAAUAUCUGGAGUCUCGUAUUGAUUCUUUCCUUGCUGUGUAUGCCACGUCUAUGGAGGACAUGAGCGAUGCCGACUUCGAGAGCCACAAGAGAAGCGUAAUAGUCAAGCGUCUCGAAAAGCUGAAGAAUCUGGAUCAGGAGACUGGGAGGCAUUGGUCGCAGGUAUCUAAUGAGUACUACGACUUUGAAGCAGCCCAACGGGACGCCGCCCAGCUCAAGCAACUCACCAAAGUAGAAAUGGUUGAAUUCUACUCAACCCGCAUCAAUCCUAAGUCACCGACACGGUCCAAGCUAAUUGUGCAGCUGAUUGCACAAGGGGCCAGCUCCGAGACCAAAGAUGCAGACGCCACGAAUGAUGACAAGACGGUUCCAGCACCAUCGAAUGGGACUGAGCCAGUCGUGAUCGAGAGCGUACGGGAUUUCAAAGCUGGACUGGGCACAACAGCCGGGCCCUGCCCAGUCAGAGACAUUGGCGAAUUCGAGGAUAUAGAUUCGAAGCUAUGA